This is a messenger RNA of Trichomonas vaginalis G3, 597 nucleotides long. RefSeq lists its product as uncharacterized. The transcript has a single exon. Lineage: Eukaryota; Parabasalia; Trichomonadida; Trichomonadidae. The record is from RefSeq and is a predicted model, not a curated record. Bases 1 to 597 code for a protein of 198 amino acids.
AUGUAUGUUGGAAGAAGUAUAUACAUGAAAGUAUUCUACCACAAUCUUCUUGGCGGAGUUUUCGCCAACAAAACAGAAGCUAAAAACAUCAACACUAAAUACAAAUAUUCUAUUCUCACUGAGAUCAACGAUGACUUUCGAGAUUAUGACAAUAAAUUUACGUUUGCUCUCUUAAAUCCCGAGUUAAAUUUGUACAACAUUUGGCAACAAACUAAUAAUCCACUUAAUGAAUCUGAAAAAUCGGAUAACAAUAUACAUUACAGAGUUGAAGGCUACAAUAACAUUACAAUUUUAGCUGAUAGAAACGAAACUCAAUGUGAAUGGGGCGGCCUUACCCUUAGCUCUACAGAUAACUUGAUUGAUGGUUGUCCUGGAGGCAGUACUUGGUUCUUUACUAUUGGAUACGUUGGAACAACUUGGAAUGGCUAUCCAAAAAUACCUUCUAACAACCAAGGUGUUGAUAUUGUGAGUCUGUGGGUAAAGGUUAUCAAUGACAAAUACCAGGUUAUGCAAACUUGCAAUGUCAAAUUUUGCAAUUUAAUAAACUUUAAAUAUCUUUUAUUUAUUCUUAUCAGGAUUUUUCCGAUCAUUUCAUGA